CCCCGGCCGCAGGUAUUUAAGGUCCGCGAGGAGCCGGCCCAGUUGCUCUUGGGGCCACCCCAGUGGUGGUGCGGACCGCUGGCAGGCAGACAGACCCCGGGACCUCCCCCCCACACCACCACACUGUCCAUGGAUUUUGUCGCUGGAGCCAUCGGAGGAGUCUGCGGUGUUGCUGUGGGCUACCCCCUGGACACGGUGAAGGUCAAGAUCCAGACAGAGCCCAAGUACAGGGGCAUCUGGCACUGCGUCUGGGACACGUAUCGCCGAGAGCGGGUGUGGGGCUUCUACAGAGGCCUCUCGCUGCCCGUGUGCACCGUGUCCCUGGUCUCGUCCGUGUCUUUCGGCACCUACCGCCAUUGCCUGGCACACAUCUGCCGAUUUCGGUAUGGCAGCACGGACAUCAAGCCCGCCAAGACUGACAUCACGCUCUCCGGAUUUGCCUCCGGCUUGGUCCGCGUGUUCCUGACCUCGCCCACCGAGGUGGCCAAGGUCCGCCUGCAGACGCAGACGCAGCAGCGGCGCCCCUCGGCCUCGUGGCCCUCGGCCGUGCCCCCCGCGUGUCCCGCGCCCCCCGCGAGUUCGGGCCCUGGGCCCAAGUACCGAGGACCUCUGCACUGCCUGGCCACGGUGGCCCGUGAGGAGGGGCUGCGGGGCCUCUACAAGGGCAGCUCGGCCCUGCUCUUCCGGGACGGCCACUCCUUCGCCACCUACUUCCUGUCCUACACCAUCCUCUGCGAGCAGCUCACCCCCACGGGCCGCAGCCAGCCAGAUGUGCUGGGCGUGCUGGUGGCCGGGGGCUGUGCCGGGGUCCUGGCCUGGGCCGUGGCCACACCCAUGGACGUGAUCAAGUCGCGCCUGCAGGCGGACGGCCAGGGCCAGCGGCGCUACCGGGGCCUCCUGCACUGCGUGGUGAGCAGCGUUCGGGAGGAGGGGCCGCGGGUCCUCUUCAAGGGGCUGACGCUCAACUGUUGUCGUGCCUUCCCCGUCAACAUGGUGGUCUUUGUCACGUACGAAGCCGUGCUGGGGCUCACCCGUGGCCUGUCCACCUAGCUAGUCCCCGCGCCCCAGGGCCGGCCCGCCGGCGGCUUGCAGACAUCUCGUAGCUGGAGGUGGCGGAGAGUGUGGGGGUCUGGGCCCCGUUGAGCCACCACCCGGUGGCCGGAGUCAGCCGUGCCUGGGGCUUUGCUCACCCAGCUACGGACCACGAGGAGGUUCAGGGGCCCCUCUGCCAUCAGCCUGGGGCUGGCUUGAGGGUCUCGUGAGCCAGGGAGGAGUGAGCCUCUUGGAGGAGGACAUCUGUCACGCGCGGUGGUUUGAACGUUUGGUCAGUUGGUCGUUCCAGCUUCCCCGGGGCCUCUCCCUGCCGCCCGUGUCUUCGGAGCACCCCUGCACCUCCGUCCACUCACCCAGUGUCCGCUGGCCACCGUCCCCGCCAGGCCCCCGCUGAACUCUCCUCUGGUGAGCGCCUAUGCACCCGCCCGCUUGCUCCCCUGCGCCGGGCUGCGCAGAGAGGGCACUGCCCGGACGGCCAUGACCAGCUUGGUGCCAGACCCGCUCACACACCCUUGCUCUGCUGGGAGAUCCCCGAGACUCCUCGGGGAGCCGUUGACAAUAAAACGUUUUUGUUUGAAUGUG
Messenger RNA from Herpailurus yagouaroundi (jaguarundi), 1635 nucleotides. It is a transcript of the gene SLC25A47, whose product is annotated as solute carrier family 25 member 47. The record is from RefSeq and is a predicted model, not a curated record. Gene Ontology annotation, cellular component: mitochondrion. Gene Ontology annotation, molecular function: transmembrane transporter activity. NCBI's taxonomy places the organism in Eukaryota, Metazoa, Chordata, Mammalia, Carnivora, Felidae. The transcript has 6 exons. Gene Ontology annotation, biological process: transmembrane transport. The coding region runs from base 130 to 1050 and encodes 306 amino acids.